AUGGUCCUCCUGUGCUGGUGGCACAGGCUGAACCCGGCCAUGUCCGACCCCAUCGAUAUCCCCCUCAAGAGAAGCCGCCUCGGAGGGGCGGCUCGUGGGACUCGCCCUUUUCCAGAAGAUGAGGGACCGUACAUGGGCUAUAUCGAAAUAUUUCAAAAUGGUCACAUCUACCAAGCCGUGUCCUCCGGCUCCGGUAAGUAUGUCACAGUCGGUUCACGAUGCGACAUGCCUACUCUCGCUUUCAUCGUUGAGAAGAAUAGGGUGACAAAGACGACUACGAUAGCCGUGCAUGGGAGAGAUCUGAAGCGCGCGAUUGCACGCGCCAUUCCCGAGGUCAAGGUCAAACCAUUUGAGCUAGCCCUCGACUUCAACACAGUUGUCAAGCACUAUGCUGACUUGAAGGCCGAGGCUGCCUACUUGUCCAUGUGGGAACCUUACAGCGAUACGACCAAGGAACUGGAAAUGCUGGUCAAUGACCUCCUGUUGGAGCGUGCCCUCUAUGAUGGCCUCGACCUUGCAUCCCUUCGAGAGCAGGGUAUUCUCUCCAGCACACACAUCCAUGCCAUCCGCGAGAGAUGCAUCGACCUUGGCUUGGCUGAUCUAGAGAUCUGCCACCGUAUCGGUCAAUCAUCUGAACAUCAAAAGGAAGAAUACCUGAAAAGCCAGAAUUACAGAAUUUACCAGCUUGCGAUGGAGGGCAACCUUGGUGAUCUGGUCGCAUUUUGCGAGCCCCUCCUUAGGUCCAGAGAGAUCGAGGUGUUUUUCAACUCUGAUCUCCUUCGGCAACUCCUCGACAAGGACUUCUUCGAUAUCUACCAGUACCUGCUGGAUCUCAUCGACCGCACAAGACCGACGGCAGUGGAUGUGCCUGAUCCUGACUACCCCGACAUAACAUACGAUCCGUUUUGUGUCGCUAUUCGUCUCGGCCAUUACCCUACAGUUCAAGCCAUGGUGGUUGAAGAAACAACCUUUGAAGGGUACAUUGCGGACGACCUUGAAGCGGGCGUUGACCGCGUCUUAACACCGCUCCUAGCUGCAGUCCUGUGGAAUCGCUCCGAAAUGAUCCAGAUGUUCAAACAGUCUCCCAUAUAUUGUGGACGUAUGACACAGGCCGUUCACCUUGCCGCCGAGGUGGGGUUGCCGACUAUCAUGCAGACUCUCAGCGAUACUCCCCAGAUGAAGGCUGGGUAUGGCCCGAUGGUGAACAGGUAUCCCCCACAGAGUCUAUCGGAAAGGCUUCUUGAGCUGCCACAGCAGGACUUGUCCUGGAUCAACUCGUCACCAGUUCCUCUAUCACCUAUUGGAGAUGCGAGUCUAUCUAGUAUCAGCUACGCGGCGCAUAGUUGGGGUCUUGAGGCUCAACCACCAUGGGAGAGUUUUGCAUCCAUUACUGCAACCGACUCUCCCGCGAUGGCUACUGCUUCCGUCUUCACGCCUGCCACGUACUCAAGUCUGCCUACCCCAGUCGAAGAAGUCAUGAACCCACUUUCAGCCUUCUCUCCUGCUUUGCCGUCACCAACUGGGGUCUGUGUCUCUACGCUCGCCAGUCCGCAUGGCUUCGGUCAGAUGGAUAAGCCGCUACCGAUACCCGCACGGCCUAGGGAUGUCCCUCUAUUCAUAGGCCACACUAAGAGCUACAGAAAGCGUCACAAGUCUGGGCGCGCCUCUCUGGUGCGGCUUGAACGGCGGUGUCAGAUCGUGGGUAGUGUCUGCGGUAACUGCAUCAAUCAACACGAGUAUCUAGAGAUAUCGAGUCGAUGUGCCGAUACUCAUAGUGCCUGGAAAUUGGGACUCGGAUCUCUCCGCAAGAUCAUGAAUAACCUAGCACCCUGCGGUCUCGCCGAGACUCUCGCCAGCCUCUUGGUGGCGGAUGCUCUGGUCUGCCAAAUUUCUCAGGAGGAAGGCCUUAUAUCUCAAUUUGUCGCUGAUCUAUGGCGUUGGAGGAGUGGUCUCACUCAAGUUGAAAUGGCCUUGUUUGACAAGAUUGCUUGCGCUGCUUGGAACAUCGACACCAUUCCCAUCUCAAUUUCGAACACUUGCAAGCCUAGAUUUGGCAACAUGAUAAGGGAGCUUGUCUCUUGUAAAACUUUGGAGCCAACUGGGACAGUGUCGCGUGGCAUUCGAUUAGAGUCGAUCCAGCGACAAAUGAAGACUCACGAGAAGCAUCCGAGGCGCCUCAAGCGAAUUCAAGAAAACAGCACUCCACAAAGCGUUGAGGAUUUGCAGGAUGGUCGGCCUCAAUCUCCUGACCUGGAGGGAUUGUGGAAGACGUCUAUCCGCAUAGAGGAUUUCUUUGAUGCGCCAGCUUAUCACAGAGACUCAAUGCUGCCCGAAUCAUCAGACGGAAAGCCUGUUCAUGCCAGCGUGGCCAUAUUACUUGAAUCGGUGGCCUUUACAGUAUUUCUCGCAGCAGCAUCGUCGACCCAGCAUACCCUGGAAGAUGACCAGCCGCAGUCUGUUGCAUCGCCACUCUCAGUUGAUAACCAAUCCCGCGCGAUGGUGGAAGAAUUUCUUAGCCUGAAGUCUGAGGAUGAGUUCUCGUAUGAUUCCGGCAUUGGCAUGGACUCACCCGUCAAGAACUCUGUAAGCCGGUACAUACUGGAGAUGCGGAAGGCGAGUGAGAAGCGGACUCGGCUGCCGUCGAUGACCCCCAUGACAUCGAAUUUGGCGAGCCUAGCAGGGUUUCGCUCACCAACGGACUCCACCGAGGCCAUUACAAGUUCCAUCUCAGGUGCGCCACCGGCGAUGACGGCGGCGACUACUGUCUUGCCGCCGGCGGAAACGUUGGAUACAUUGGGUUUAGGCGAGACACCGGACGACCUCGACUUCCAGGGCCUUGGAUUCCUUGACUUCCAGGACCCCGAAUUCCUGGGCGUCGACCCCCAGGCCUUUGGGAGUUAUCACCUUGAUUUCCAAGCUCAAACGCAGGAACCUCAGAGCCAGGAGACUCAACAUCUGGAGUCUCCUUUGCCGGUCAGCGACUCGUCCGCUGGUACAACACCCCCAACGACCACGACUACGACCAAGAGGAAGCCCAGCUGCCCUCAAUGUGAAAAGACAUUUUCGAGCGUGAGCAACCGUAACAAACACAUCAGGGAGGGUUGUCGGUUCGGAGAAAAGUCGACAUAUCCUUGCAGCUAUCAAACUUUGGGAUGCACCAAGUCGCUCAGCUCAUACUGGUACCGACAGCGGCAUGAGGAGGACCGCUGCAAAUACAAUCCUUCAAGAGCCCGUCGAUGA
Fusarium keratoplasticum is the source of this 3240-nucleotide messenger RNA. RefSeq names its product C2H2-type domain-containing protein. The record is from RefSeq and is a predicted model, not a curated record. The transcript is spliced from 5 exons. The coding region runs from base 1 to 3240 and encodes 1079 amino acids. NCBI's taxonomy places the organism in Eukaryota, Fungi, Ascomycota, Sordariomycetes, Hypocreales, Nectriaceae.